Messenger RNA from Schistosoma intercalatum, 2130 nucleotides. NCBI's taxonomy places the organism in Eukaryota, Metazoa, Platyhelminthes, Trematoda, Strigeidida, Schistosomatidae. The record is from the annotation of a GenBank genome assembly.
GAACUCAAGGGCGAAUCUCUAAACCUGUAGUGUGCUUGGUGUAUUUACUCUAGCAACUGUCCUCAGUAUUUAUUACUGUUAUGGGAAAUAGGUUACAAUCAUAUACCUCACUUGGAUAUAUAUUAUGUAUUGUUAAAGUGAUUUUGAUAACACUAAUACAUAUCACAUAUUCAGUUUCUUUAGAGGAAUAUGACGAAAUGGCGUAUGCUGUCCCCACAGAAAACAUCGAUAUUGAUUUGUUUCUGAAAUCACAUUCAUCAUAUAAUAAGUACACCACUACCCAAAAGAAUUUGAACGCAACUGUUUUGGCAUAUGUAACGCCUUGGAAUAAACUAGGAUACGAAGUAGCAAAAAUAUUCGGUGCUAAAUUCAACCUUAUUGCUCCUGUGUGGUUUGAAGUUCAAGGUGAAAAAAAGGCAUAUACAGUUACUGGGAUCCCUGAAAUUAACACUGAAUGGCUUAGUGAAAUUCGCACUGUGAAUCCUGAUGUAAAGAUAGUACCUCGAUUUUCCUUCAGUCCAUGGGAAGACCGUGAUUAUGCCGCAACUUUAAAAGAUGUUCCUAAAACAGAUAAAUGUAUUCGAAAUGUGAUCAAUAUUUUAAAGAAAUAUAAUUUUGAUGGUGCAGUCAUAGAAAUAUGGGCACAGUUCUCUGGUGUAGAAUUACAAUCACUAAUAGAUUUUAUAGUACGACUUUCUGAUAAUUUACAUUCAAACGGCAAGCUUUUUGUGCUCGUUAUCCCACCUCCUGUUUACUAUGAAGGUAUAGAAGGAAGAUUUAAAGAAGAAAAUUUUAAAAUAUUGGCCGAUUAUGUUGAUUAUUUUAGCUUAAUGACCUACGACUAUUCUUCACCUCAUAGACCUGGGCCUAAUAGUCCUUUGAGUUGGGUAGAAGAAUGCAUUAAUCGUUUGGUUCCAAAGAAUUCUUUAAACCAGGCAAAAUUGCGUAAACAAAUUUUAGUGGGUUUAAACUUUUAUGGAAUCGAUUACUUGCCUAAAAAAUUAAUCGGUGAACCUAUUAAAGGCAAUGAUGUUAUUGAAAUAGUUGAGAAGUAUCAACCGAAUUUUAAAUGGGACAAAAAAUGGGCUGAACAUAGCUUCUCUUACAAGUAAGAUUAUUUUUCUUCUCUUUGCUGAAUAAAUUCAGUGAAACGAUUACCAUACGAUGGUCAUUCUGAAAAGACUAUAAAUUUUUCAUUCCUAUAUUAUAUGACUUCAAACUUUCUAAACAUUCCAUCAUUAUUUGUGGAAAAAACUUAUAAUAGUAAAACAUUCCUAAAAUGGAGUCUGAGACGUCCAAUCCAGCAGUCACUGUCAUCUUCACUUGGUGACUUUUUAUCUAAUGUAGUGUUGCUAAUGUCAUUUAUCUAUCUUAAUUCCUAUGUAUGCUUUGAAUUGGUCUUUAAAUUGUUCCUGUUCAGUACAUUCAUUUUCCUUUUUUUUCACCAGAUAAAAAACCUUCAGUGUUCGCCUUUUUCCAUAAGAUUUCUUUUAAUCCUUGAAAUUUUUGUAAAUCCUUUCUAUUCUAAAUCGCAGUUCGAGGUAUGGCACCCGUUCUCUCAUUCGUUGAUUUUUAGUUUAAUAUAGUUGGGAAGGUUCAACCUUCUAAAUAAGGUUCAUUAAGAGUGGAAAGUUGUCAGUAAUUUGAAAUAUUUAACCUUGUACUUUGUUAGUUAAUAUCAAUAAAAAAUAUGUCUUUGAGUAACAUUUCAAGCUAUUUAAUCAAUAUUUCCCCUGUUCUGUUACAAACAUGUUUAUUUCAUUCUAACCUGUUCGUUUUCCGUUGAAAUUGUUUCAGAGUACUGCAACUUUAAUUUAUUCCCUGGUGUUUUCCAUCACAUGCCAGUUUCCGUUGUUUUUGUCUUUCAUUCUACUUCAAGUUUUUUGGUAAAUACCUUAUAUAUUUUUUGUAGGGAUAAAAAAUCGCAAGGUCACUUGGCUUUCUAUCCUACCUUGAUGUCGAUAGCACAACGUCUACAAACUAUACUAUCCAGAGGUACGGGUGUUUCUAUCUGGGAGAUAGGACAAGGACUAAAUAGUUUUUAUUCACUGUUCUAAUGUAAAAUUUUAUAUACCGUCAUGGCAUAUAUGUGCACUUUUUUAUCUUUUGGAAAUAUAUUUUCAUACAUCG